Molecule: messenger RNA, 408 nt
Organism: Lithohypha guttulata
Lineage: Eukaryota; Fungi; Ascomycota; Eurotiomycetes; Chaetothyriales; Trichomeriaceae
Exons: 2
Coding region: 1-408 (135 amino acids)
Source: RefSeq, a predicted model, not a curated record
AUGCCAGAAAGUGUAUUGAAAUCAGAGUUUACCUCACCUUACAGUCCCUUCAACCUGCCGUCAACUUUUGACGACAAUCCUGUGUCUGGCAGCGAGUCCAGGACCACGUCUCUUGACACAUCCCCGUAUAGUCCUGCUCCGCCAGUGCACCUUGAGCAUGCAUGGACCGAGAAGAUCAUGAAGGCUGAAGAUAAAGAAUUCAAUAUGUAUCAAGAUCUCACCAUAGAUCCUGCACGCCGAAAGCUGAUGGAAGAGCUAGCGGAUAAUAUGUCAUCGCGAGAAGAAGUCAAUAAAUGGCGAUCAUGGAAGAACUACACUGUGCUGGCCACAUACUUAGACGAACCUCCUUUCAAGCGUAGGAAGACUCCAAUCUCAGCUGAAAGUCGCGAUAACUCUAGCACGGACUAG